AUGGUCGCCAUGGCGCGAGCGGCAAUGGUAGCGGUGCUGGUAGCAUGUCUUGUCGACCUCUCGCUUGCUUUCUCUCUCCAAGCACAGCCAACUCUCUUCCGCCAUGGUGUGAGGAGAGCCUUCGUGGUCAGGAGCCCUCCUGCGUUCAGAUGCCACACCAAGAGGACAAGGAUCGGGCAGCAGAAGUCAUGCCCUGCGCUCGUGUACAUGAAUGCGAAGGAUGAGUUCAUCCCCGCAACUGUCGUGAGCAACGAGGAAGCAGCUUCGGGGCUGUACAAGAUAAUGCUUCAGGUUGACCCUGCAGUGUGUACCUCAUACAAGAUCCCAGGGCAGUACCUGAAGGUCAGGAAGGAUUCCAGCAUGGAGAAGCCUGGCUUCUUCGCUAUUGCCAGCCCCCCCAAGGCCGAUUCCAACGUGUUGGAGUUCCUGAUCAAGAAGAGGCUCGACGGUAGAAGUGACUUCAGGGCAGGGACGAGGUAUGCGGGAGUUGACAACGUUAAGCAAGUCCUCAUGUUUGCGACCGGCUCUGGGAUCUCACCGCUGAAGGCUGCCAUUGAGAGCCAGGAGCUCUCGUCCAAGAACGUCAAGCUCUACUACGGAGCGCGAUCAGCAGGCAAGAACUCCAUGGCAUACAUGGACAAGUUCGCUGACUGGGAGAAAAUGGGCGUCGAGGUCAUCCCAACCCUCUCGAAGCCCGGCGACAAGUGGGAUGGACGCACAGGAUACGUGCAGGAAGUUUGCAAGGCCGAUGGUGUGAAGGACCCACAAUCAACCGUCGCUCUGCUGUGUGGAGUGAAGGGGAUGGUAGACGAGGUCAAGACAGUCUUGAAGGAUGCGGGAGUGCCGGAGUCGAACAUCUUGCUGAAUUUCUGA
Messenger RNA from Guillardia theta CCMP2712, 873 nucleotides. RefSeq lists its product as hypothetical. The coding region runs from base 1 to 873 and encodes 290 amino acids. Gene Ontology annotation, molecular function: oxidoreductase activity. Lineage: Eukaryota; Cryptophyceae; Pyrenomonadales; Geminigeraceae. The transcript is spliced from 9 exons. The record is from RefSeq and is a predicted model, not a curated record.